Messenger RNA from Anguilla rostrata (American eel), 9889 nucleotides. RefSeq lists its product as uncharacterized. Lineage: Eukaryota; Metazoa; Chordata; Actinopteri; Anguilliformes; Anguillidae. The record is from RefSeq and is a predicted model, not a curated record. Bases 1116 to 1370 code for a protein of 84 amino acids. The transcript has a single exon.
CCUGGAUCAGAACAGAUUGAAAAUCCCUUCUAAAACAUGGCCAGAGUAUUAGGAACUCAUAAUACCGGUAAACUAAUGUUUCUGGAGGGACGAGAGAUCGAGGACGGACGCUGUUGCUACAGGCAGCAACGAAAUAAAUUGAAUAUUGACUUGUGAGAAAUGACCACAGAACUAUGAUGACAGUCAAGAUAUAAAAACGUCUCUUUGGAAAACUGUACAUAAAAAUGGAAUUUCACCAGCCGGCGAGUUUUUAAAAACACGAAAAACUUUUUAGCGCGUUUAAUCGGCGAUAACAUCGUUAUAAUAAUCUUAACUAGCUAACGGUAAAUCGGAUUAUACACUUGCUUGAAUCGACACCAUCAUUCCCAUUUUGAAGAAACAAGAGACAGUGGCUGUCGUUGGCACGUAGUGGAUAUAACUUGUAUUUCACAUUUGCUAUGACCUGUGAUGGUUAAUGUCUUUUUUCCGUACAUAAAUGUCAGCUUGCUAAUUAGCUACUCUUUGUGGAUAGCGGGCGAAACAAAGCGGAUACUCGCUAGCUAUGUAGCUACAGCUAUAGCCUAUACUGUUUUGACCGCACAGCUAACUUAAACUGAGAUGGCGCUACUUAUCUGUCUUCAGUAACCGAACUCACUGCGACGACGGCUGAAUCGUGAAAGGGUGGCUGUUGGAAAUGUGAAGACGAACGGAGGAUUUUAAAAAAACCACUGGGAUUCGGCUUAGAAAUACAGCAUAAUAACAAAAUAUUCGGGUUUAUCAUGCUGUGCAUUUAACUCACAUACCUGGGAGCACGGAAAAUUGUUGAAAUGUCACGUGUGCUUGGAUUGUAAGGACAGUAGGCUAUUAUUAUCCUAUCAAACUCCUCCACUUCCCGUUGAUAUCAAAGCGUAAAGUGAAAAUGUAAAUGUACAACUAUUAUACUUGAUGCCAAAUGUUGAAAGUUGCUUGCCGCAAGUAAAUCAAAGCAUCGCGCCUUGGUGUGUCUUGUGGAAAUAACUGCGUUGGAAUGGCAUGUGGGGCGCAGAAGAAAUUUUAAGGAAGCCGUUUCCGAAGAACAUUAGCCAUGACAGCCGACAACUGAAGAAAGUUGGAGACAGUAACAUGAUUCCAGAAUCAUGACGGAGAAACCGCCAUUAGCAGAAAAGGCUAUGUCGGAGGGGUAUGCGCGUCUCCGUUAUCGCGACACAUCGUUGCUUAUUUGGCAACAGCAGCAACUGGAACUGGAACGGGCGCCCCCGAUAAAUUACCUUAGCCGGAGUCAGACUACUAGAUACAGCCAGUACGGAAACGAGACCGUAGUAGUACGGGACAAAACUAAGAUCGGGAUCUCUCCUGAUGCCGGACGGUCUAGGAUUUGCACAGUUAUGUAACAAGUUUACUAAGUCACAAAUUAACUGCAUGCUGUAACUACAAUACCAUGUAGUUUGCACAUUGUUUCUGUAUGUUUGGCCGUUUGUUAGGAGGUCAGUGCCUCCUGGUAAAUUCUCAGAGGUCAUUGGUAUAUGUUAAGUAUAAAAACUGCAUGCACUGCAGUAUUCCCAGAAUGGCUAACCGCACAAAGCUAUUAUGUCUUGCAGGUUUACCACGUGCUUUUCAGUACAGUACAGUGACACGAUUCCGUGUAUGUGUUAUAUGCAUUUUCAGUUGUCUAUGUAGUUUUUUUUAUCUGUAUGGUACAAAAAUAGAUAAACACCGUCAGUGUUGCUAUUACGUGCAUUACAGUUUCUGUCUGCCGUGGUCUGAUAUUUCUGUGCGUAUAAAGUACACGGUUGACUAUUAAAGUAGGUUUUUUGAAUGUUUAUAUUUUUUUACACAACUUUGUUAAUAUAUUUUACUUAAUUCACUUCUUGUUUUGUUUUGUACAUAAUGGUGAAUUAUGCACAAUAUCAAAAGGGCCCUGAUCCAAUUCAAUUAUAAGGAGUUGAUUUUAUCAGGAAGCAGAAAUGCUAAAUAACUCUGCAUGGUUUAAAACAAAAACACAGCUUUUCAAGAGAAGAGGGUUGAAUCUCUCAGAUGAGGUAUCUUUGUACAUUUUUAUUAUGAACUAAAUAAUUAAGACUGCUCCGCAGUUAUUAUAGUCUUGAUGUUGACACAACAGUAUUGAGACCAUAUUGCUACAGCACAUUGCAUUGUACUCAGUUGUGCUACAGCACAUUUAGCAGAUGCUUUUAUCUGCAGCAACUUAGAAUAGUGGAAGAAUAAGUGUUAGUCUCAGAAAUAAAAAGUAUGGUAGCACCAAGAAGGCACAGAGGUCCAUUUAUAAUCAAUACGUGUAAAGGUAGCUGAACAAUCCAACAAUUAGUAUUGUAAACAAAAUAAGCACCAUUACUCAGCUAACCUGAUUUAUUGCUAUAUAAUUACUGUUCAAAAAGGAAAUUAGAAAAGAAAGAAAGGAUUGCGAAAGAGGGUCAGGGGAGCCAUGGUACAUUCUGAAGAGAUGGGUCUGCAGUACCAUGCAUACUCUAUGUUUAAAAGAACUGGAGCUAGAGCUAAGUAGGCCUAGGCAGGAAUACCAGAAUCAGUUGCUCCAACUCCCAGCUUUUGAACUUGAGUCUGGAAUCACGUGCUGUCAACACGUUGUUUGCGUAUUCUCAACAUGUUGACGUGUUGUUAGCGUGUAAAAAAAUCUACUUGUUAACCACACAUUAUAAAAGUGUUGAGACUAUGCAGACAACACAUUUACAAGAGUCCACACGUCAAUUGAACGUAUUUUUGAUCCAUUUAGGCUUCCAUACUGGGAAAGGAAGCGAGGACAGAUAAAAUAAGAGAUUGGAAUGAGUCCAGGGCUUCAUUUUUGCAGCUCACUUCCUGAUCUUGUUGAGAGACUUGCACUAGCACCAGUGCGGUUGGCUCCAGUGUAGGUGUUUCAGCCACCAGUUUCAGUGUAUGUCAAUGGUAACAAUACGAUCAAAUAAGUCAAUAUUUUUUUCCCAUAAUAAAAUGUAGUUACAAUUGGUUUUUUUUCUUUGUCUAAUGUCUCUCCAUGUGCCGAUUUGUGAAGUUAUUGUGUUAGUUGGACAAUAUUUACAAAAUUUUGUGGACGAAUCAGGGACGAUUUGUGCCACUGCUGAGUCACUGUAUCUCACCCAUUUAGUGGACAACCCAGACUUCAUGCUUAUAUAAGGGUUGCCCUUUCCCUACUGCGCAGUCUGAAUCUUUGACAAUUUGUACAACAUGGUGAUUGAUUUUUGCCUUAGCCAUUCUGGUGUGUCUGCCCAGUGGAUUUAGUGUGUUUGACUCUCAUUUGCCCCUCUACUCGCUGUAUAGUGACUCCGGUUAACUAUGAGUGUUCGCAACUGGAUUACAGAUCCUUCUAUUUUGUUAUAUUGCUUUGUUAUUUUCCAUUAUUAUUUUUGAAGCUGACUGAGUGGAAUUUAAAAACUCUGUUGGGAGUACACUAUUCUGACUCUUGGUCUCAUCCUGCAGAUUAAGUGUCUCGAAGCUCAGCGUUUAAAGCCACCCCAUACCCAGCAAGCCUUCAAAGACUAGCCAGGCUAGUUAGUUUUGGAUAGGAGUUACUUGUCGGUUUGCAGUAUCAUUUCCUCACUCAUUUCCCUUAUCCUUUUACUUGUUACGGUCUGACCUAGACCUGGUCAUAACAAGUCUGAGUUUGAAAUGGGUAGGAUCUCUGUACUCCAGUACAUUGGGUUUGAAAUAAAACAAUGAAUGAGGUUUAAGUGCAGACUUUACAUUGAGGGUACUUACAUUUGAUCAUUGCAGAAAUUACAGCCCAUUUUAUAUAUAGUCCCCCCAUUGGAGCAAUAGUAAUGGGGCAAUUGGCUGCUCAGCUGUUUCUUAGCCAGCUGAGUGUCUUUGCAUCAUUAGUUCAUGCACAAGAAAGCUAAGGAAAAGUCUAGACUAGAGUUCAUUCUAGAUGCAGAAUUUGCAUUUAGAGUCUUUUGCUGUUGUCUCUCAAAUGGCGACAGGUAGCAGAGGUGUAGUCACAGCUCUCCAAGUGUAUGUGUGACUGGCAUCUCUCUUAAAAUCAGUUUACUUUUGCCCACUGCGUCCUGAUUUAUACAGAAGUGCUAAAUUGAGUUACGCGACUGAUUCAUUAAGCCAACAAGUAAACUACGCCAACAAACAUUUCGGAUACGGGAAAUACGCCAUUCUUGUAUCCUUCAUAUACGUGUUUAUCCGGUCGGGGAAACAAACAUUCUAGAACUGGAAACUCCAACAAGUGAUGCGCUGAUCAGCGUAAUCUGCCAACUACUAUCUGGAGAGAUACAUCCAUGUCCCGGUCCGGUUUACACCGAUUGCAAGGAACAGUGUCACUCCAUGUCAACGGUAGAAGUUGGAACUUCUACUCGUGGGAUUACAGCCAGGAGCAACACCAUUCUCCCUCAGGUACGAACUUUCUUCAGUGUCUUUUUAACAUCUGACCAUGAGCAAACUAACCUGAUCAGUUGUCCCUGCCGUCCGAGUGCUGUGGAGAAUCCGGAGGUUAUCCAACAUGAUGAACCUUGGGCCCAAUACCUGAGCUGACGGCGAACGGAGACAAGGAGCGACCGCAGGCAGCUGUGUUGCGGUGUGCUACGCCAGUGAGUUGCCUGGAUGACGGUCUGCUACUGAUGAACGCCGCAAAGACGCCAGAAAACGACCACCAUCCACAGCAAGUAACAAUGAUUACAGAACUUUCUCAAGAUCAGUACAUAAUGACGAUACUCUGAACUUUGUUUCAAAUGUCUGUAAUCCAACCAACAUUAAAACGCGUGUAGCUGAAAGAAACAAAUCAAUCAGGAAAUUGAUAAAUCCAGCAAUCGUGAAAAACAGGAAAUGUUUUUCAAACGGUUAACAACUCAAGGAUAAUUUGGGACCCCAAGGCAAAACCAAGGGGUUUAUUGGGUGCGCACUUGAACAUACGGAGUAUCAAAUCUACAAGUGAUCAAAUUCAACAUCUUUUAAUUGAGUCUAAUUUAAAUUUUCUCUGUUUAUCUGAAACAUGGCUUCACGAACAUGCACCAUCAGCAGCCUUAAGACUGAUUUAUACUUCUGCGUUGGGUACAGCGUAGACGCGUUCCCUACGCUGUAGCCAGACGUGCACCUCCCCAGAAAUGUAACCAUGUCGUGGCGACGCAGACUGCAAUAACUGUGAUUGGUCCGCUUGAUAGCAUCCCAUUUCCUCCUACGCAUUUCCAACUAGCGUUUUGGCGGUGUAUUGCAGACCGACGCAGACAGACCAGCACACUAGUAUAAAUGCUCACAACUAUGGAAGGCCAUUAGAGCAAAUAACGAGACGUUAAUGUCGUGUUAACUGGACAUUAAAAUGCGGGUUAACGUAAUAUUUUUACGCGUUACAAAAACUGACAUGUUGACACCUCAGAUCGAUUUUCUACACCUUAAGAGGUCUCACAGCCAACGGGUUGUUCCAUUCUUGUGUAAUAAGGGUGUUAGAGUGUGGAUCAGAACGGUUAACUAUAUCAUUACAUUACAUUACAUUAUCCUAUUAAUUCCUUUGCUGAUGCAACAAUAGAGGCUACACAAUCAAUGCAACCAGACAAAUACAAUAUUACAAGUUUUUACGAUGUGCCACUGAAAAUCCCAAAAACGCUGAUUCAGUGAAGUAACGCUGAAGGUGGCGACAUGUGAGCUAAUUUCAUUCAUAUCAGCCACAAUGUGUUAGUUUAAGUUCAGAUCAAUGAUUCGCAACGAGACAAAACGGUUUUAGAAUAUUGCAGAGAACAUUUCAGCAGUGUGAACUGAUUAGUUCGUAUGAAGUCGAGCGUAUGAAGCCGUUGCCUGGGGUCUCAAAUGACCCACCUUGUCAAAUCGCCAAGUGCAGUUUUAGAACGUUUACAAUCAGACGUCUUGGAAUUUUGCAAGUUGCAUCCAGUCUCAUUGCACAUCAUUGAUCUGAACUGGCCUUUAUUAAACAGAGCUAACGUUGACGUUAUAGUCUGGCACUUUCAUUUUAAAUCUGGACAGGAACAAUCUGGACAGGAACAAUUCCAAAAGACCAGCGAUGUAAAAAUAUCAAUUUCAACAUGAAAAUGGCAACAAAAUAAUUGCCACACAUUGAAACAUUAACAUACCCCGUUAGUUGGCGGAUUAUUCUGUUGGCAUCUUAACGUUGAAAUUGACAUUUUACAUUACUGGUCUUUCAUUCCAAACGGAAGCAGUUGUUGAUCACUUGCGUCCCCUACCGGCCGGUUAGGUGGAGUGAGGAGUUUGCACUCAAUGUAUUUCAAUGGACAAUGAUGAAAAUUAAUUCAAAUAAAAUACUUGUCAUUGACCGUUUUGCAAAAAAUUCAAGAAUUCUGUCCUUGGCCUGCUGUCAGCAUGCACAACAAGUAUUUGGCUGAUUGGCCCAGUAGUAUGCGAGAUUAGCUGCGGACAGAUACACACACUGUCAGGAAACGGGAAACCAGGACCCAAAUGCAGAGUGUGGGAAAAACUCAAAAAACUUCAAAGGGGCGAAUCCAAAGAAAGACUUUAAUCAUCAAAGGUAACGAAAAGCAAAAGUCCAAAGCAAGGCCACGCAGAGCCAGUCUUAAAAAUACAAAAAACUUAAGAACAGAAAACAAGAAAAUCCAAAAUUCCAAAAUUACGUGGAAAACAAGACUUGGGCAGGGCAGAAACCAGGAAAGCCAAAGGGCAGGCGGGACAAACAGGCAGGAAUGCGUGGGCAGAAACACAGUGACAGAAUAUGCACGGAAACACAGAGUCAUAAACAAACGCAGCAACACAUACGGAAACACAAGGAACCAGCACCCGAGUUAGGGAAGCAAAGAACUUAAAUAGACAGAGAACUAAACAGACAUAGCUGAGAACAAUUCACAAUAACACCAGACAGGAAGGGGACAACGAGAAGCAAACAGAAAACAAUGAUCCAAUUAAACAUAAGAAAAAUGAACAGGCCCAAAAAGGAAAAAACAGAAAACAGAGGAACAGAAUCCUGACAGUACCCCAAGGGACGUCAGGAGGCUGACCCUGGGAGGGGGUCACAAACAGAACGGGACUGAAACGAGACAGGACUCGGGACUGGAACGAGACAGGACUCGGGACUCAGGACUCGAGCAGACAGACAGAAGACUCGGGGCUGGAGCAAGACAGGACUGGACUUGGGGCUGGAGCAAGACAGGACUGGACUCGGGGCUGGAGCAAGACAGGACUGGAGUCGGGACUGGAGCAAGACAGGACUGGAGUUGGGACUGGAGCAAGACAGGACUGGACGGAACCCGGAUGGGACCGGGCACAGGAACAGAACCUGGACGGAAGCCGGGCAGCAUAAACAGAACCCGGAGGGGAGCCAGGCAGCUUAAACAGAACCCGGAGGGGAGCCGGGCAGCAUAAACAGGAUCCGGAGGGGAGCCGGGCAGCAUAAACAGUACCCGGAGGGGACCGGGCAGCAUAAACAGAACCCAGAGGGGAGCUAGGCACAGGAAAUAGGGUGAAACUGGACAGGACAAGAACGGGACUGGAUUAGGCAGGGACGGGACUGGACUAGACAGGGAUGGGACUGGGCUAAACAGGAGCAGACUGGACAAGACAGGACAGGAGCAGACGGCAGGAACAGACAAGACAGGAAAGGACUAGACUAAACAAGACAAGAAAGGACUGAACUAAACAAGACAAAUAAUGAGCUGGACACAACACAAAGCGGACUCAGACUAACAUGGAACUGAACUCAGACACGGCACAUAACUCACAGGCAGACACGGGACAGGACUCACAGGCAGGCCUAGAACGAAUUAACACAGACGUGGAACGGACUGGACAAGACAGGAGCGGAAACGGACAGGACUAGACAAGACAGAACGCUAGACUGGACUAUUCAAAACAACACUGGACUGGACUAAGACAAGACAGAACACUGGACUGGACUAGACAAGACAGAACACUAGACUGGACUAAGACAAGACACUGGCGGGCGCUCACAGACAAGGAACAUUCAGACGGACAUUGGGACUGAAUCAGACAUGGAACGGAUUGACGCAGGCACGAAACAGACCGACAGACAGGGAACGGAUUAACACAGACAGGGAAUAGGCUAAGACACUAAUAGGGAACAGACUGACACAGGCACAGGAACAACACAGGGAGACCUAAAAAGACAGACAAAGGGACAAGCAGGUGGGGAGGCACACGGCAAGACCUACAGACACACUAAGGGACAGACAGACAGGGAAGGAGAGAGGUGAAUUCAAAGAUUGACAUACAGACUGAGAGACGGGCAGACAGGACAAAAAACAAGCACACUGACAGGCAGACAGGCGGGAGAACAGACUGGCCAACGGGCCGACGGCCUGGGGGGCAGAUAAACAGGCCAACAAACUGGCUGACAGACACGUGGGCAGACAGGCAGACAAGCAGGCAGGCAAACAAACAGACAAGGGGGCAGGUGUACAGACGGACGCACGGUUGGGAGAAUGGACUAGGUGAGGUCUCUGGGCACUGGGUGGGGGCAGCGACGGUGUGAGAACACUAGGGGGCGCGAGAACACUGGGGGGGCGCAUAAACACUGGGGGGGCACAUGAACACUAGGGGGAGCGAGAACACUAAGGGGAGCGAGAGCACUACGGGGAGUGAGGAUACUAGGGGGAGCGAGGACACUAGGCAAAGCGUGAACACUAGGCCAAGCGUGAACUCUAGGCAAAGCAUGAACACUAGGCAGGACAGGUGGCCCCGGCAGAAACUUACCUGGGGAUGCUCCUUCUGGGGAAGCCGGUCCCAUGCUCCUGCUGGUCUGCCGACUCCACGAUUCAUAGAGUUCUCCGCUGCGAUAUGAUGAUCCAUUUCCUGGCACUGUUGCUGAAGGAGCGAAUUUGUAACAUACUUUCAAACCUGUGGUGAGUGCCAGACGAGGAUCUACGGUUAUCGACUAUGUGUUCUACCUCCACGACAAAGAAUCCGGUUAUCCGGUGGCGGAAGGAGAAAUCCUGAGUGUUGACAUCAGUACGCCGACCCUGUUCCUGUACCUGGAAAUCCGCUCAGAAAUUACAUCUCUGCUACAACGUCGUCCUGCAGUCCCUACCUAUGUGCUACCAGGAACCAACAACAAAUUUUGAUUUACGUUUCCUAUGCUUGGUGGGAUGAACCUUUCCUCUGGCUCUGGCUCUAGGGUAUAGGAAUGAACUUGGUUGUUUUAUUAUGAAACCGGACUGGUAAAUUUUAGACUGUAUUGAAUGUUAAUGGGUUUGUGUUGGGGUGAUUGGUAUUUGGUUUAGAUAUCUUGUUUUUUUUUUCCAAUUUUGUUUUGAGGCUCUGCGCGCCCCUGGACACAUUUAAAUAGUCUGUCCUAUUGUCCCUUACCCUAUUCAAAUGCCUACUGUAACAGUUUUGCCGUAGCCACACUUAGCACCCAUUCAACUAAAUUUAAUGAUUAGUUGGCGCACCCUCCUGGCAAGUUCUGUAACGUCCCUUAGAGCUGACUUCAUUUAUUGCAUGAUGCACGAAGAAUUAACCCUGGCAUGUUGACCUGAAGAGUGAUUAUCGUGAUUUUCCCGUAAUUACAGUGUGAUUAUUUACUACGUGAACACAAGUGUGCCGUUGGGUGGUUUUACUCACCGAGGAUUGACUUGCUUGCUGUGUAACUCUAUGGUUACCUUGUGGAAUUCGCCAUGGGGGUUUGGUCCUGAGGGAAGAAAAAAAUCUAGUGUUAUGUAUUGAACGGUGCUGGUGUAAAGAGUAAUUAGCCAGAAGGAACACAAACUUAUUUUAUCAACUCUUUAAAUUGUGACCGGUUAAAUCUCUGGUGUUUGUAAUUUGGGAUAUGCAAAUGUUGGUUACUUGUUGGUUGCACCUACUAGGCUGGCUACUGACACUGUUGUGCUAUUGAAUGUCUGUGCUUGUGAAUUAUUUUAUCGUUGAUGCAUUGAUUGUCUUUGCUCGGAACCUUAAUAAUACCUGUAAUAAAUGAACCUGUAAUAAAGUUUGUAUGAGAACUUUC